CAUCACCACUUCUCGUCCCGCCACAUGGCGACGGGUGCCCUUUCUUUCCCUGGGACGCACUAAAAGUACCGGUGGCUGAGGAGAAUGUAGCGGGGGGUCCCGGGGUCGGAGCCGCGUCGGGCGUCGCUGGUGUCGACGGUAGAGAGAACGCAAACGUUCGGGCAGAUCGCUUUCCUUCACCGGGGAGGACAUGGACGUCAGCGUCGCUGGCUCGCUUUGAAACGAGAGCCGCGGUGGCUUUGCUCGACUAACUUGAAAGUGUAGACAUUUCACAAAGUCGCAUUGAUUAAUGAAUUGAUCGCCCCUUUUUCCCCGCUGGAGGAGGAGGAAUUCGUGCGCCUGCUGGAGCUGAAGGGGCCAAUAUGCCAGAAUGGGUCCUCUACACUAUUUCUUUCUCUGUGGACUUCUGUACACCAAAAUAAGCAGCGGGUCUCGCCUUCGCCAGGAAGACUCCACUCCCCGCAUCGUGGAGCACCCUUCUGACCUCAUUGUGUCCAAGGGGGAGCCGGCCACUCUCAACUGCAAGGCCGAGGGCCGCCCCGCCCCUACGGUGGAAUGGUACAAGGACGGGGAGCGUGUCGAGACGGAUCGCGACAACCCCCGCUCGCACCGCAUGCUGCUGCCCAGCGGGUCCCUCUUCUUCCUGCGCAUCGUCCACGGACGGAGGAGCAAGCCCGACGAUGGCAGCUACGUGUGCGUGGCCCGCAACUAUCUGGGAGAGGCCGUGAGCCGGAACGCAUCUCUGGAGGUGGCACUGUUACGAGAUGACUUCAGACAGAAUCCACAGGAUGUAGUGGUGGCCAUCGGGGAGACCGCUAUCCUGGAAUGCCAGCCUCCACGUGGGCAUCCUGAACCCACCACCUUCUGGAGGAAGGACAAGGCUCGCCUCGACCUCAAAGACGACAGGAUCACGGUCCGUGGAGGAAAGCUGACCAUCUACAACACAAGAAAGACUGAUGUGGGGAUUUACGUGUGCGUGGCCGCCAACAUGGUCGGGGAGCGAGAGAGUGAAAAGGCUCAACUCUCGGUGUUUGAGAGGCCGGUGUUUGUGCAGCGGCCCGUGAACCAGGUGGUCUUAGUCGAUGAAAGCGUGGAGUUCAGGUGCCAGGUCCACGGUGACCCACCUCCCACACUCCGCUGGAAAAAGGAGGACGUGGACAUUCCCCGUGGCAGAUAUGACAUCCGAUAUGAAAAAGAGGAUUUCUUGCUGAGGAUAAAGAAAGCAGCCGUCAGCGAUCAGGGGACCUUCACCUGUCUGGCAGAGAACCGCGUGGGCAAGGUGGAGGCGUCGGCCUACCUGACUAUCAGAGAGGCGCCGCAGUUUGUGGUGCGACCACGUGACCAGAUUGUGGCUCAAGGACGAACUGCGACCUUCCCCUGCGAGACCAGAGGCAAACCUCAGCCGACUGUUUUCUGGCAGCGGGACGGCAGCCAGGACCUGCUGUUCCCCAGCCAGCCAACGCUGGGCGACAGUCGUGCGUCCGUGUCCGUGAAUGGAGAGCUGACCAUCUCAUCAGUGCAGCGCUCGGAUGCAGGAUACUAUAUCUGCCAGGCCCUGACCGUCGCAGGCAGCAUCAUGGCCAAAGCCCAGCUGGAGGUGGCAGACGCACUGAAGGACCGCCCACCGCCAAUCAUCCGCCAGGGCCCCUACAACCAAACGCAGGCUUUGGGAGGCGUGACGGUGCUCGGGUGUCAGGCUUCUGGGGAACCACAGCCCACCAUGACGUGGAGAAAGAACGGGCUCAGUCUGCUUGGAAAAGACCCCCGCUUUUCCCUGCUGGAGCACGGCAGCCUUCAGAUCCAAAGUGCCAAGCUGUCUGAUUCUGGCUUGUACACGUGUGUGGCAACCAGCUCCAGUGGAGAAACGUCAUGGAGCGCCUACUUGGAUAUAACAGACUCCGCUGACCCCACGGACUUGGUGUCUAACAACCUGACAGCUCUACCAGGACCUCCCUCCAAGCCAGAGGUCACUGAUGUCACCAAGAGCAGCAUUUCGUUGUCAUGGGAACCCGGGCCAGAGGCGGGCUCCCCGGUGUCCUCGUAUGUCAUUGAAGCCUUUGGUCAGUCAGUAAGCAACAGCUGGCAGACGGUCGCAGACCACGUCAAGACGGCCGAGUUCACCGUCAGUGACCUCCGACCCAACACUGUCUACCUGUUCAUUAUCAGGGCGGUCAAUGUUCAAGGACUAGGAGAUCCGAGCCCCAUGUCGGAGCCGGUGCGGACCCAAGACAUCAGUCCCACAGCGCAGGGAGUGGACCACCGUCACGUACAGAAGGAGCUGGGGGACGUGGUGGUCAGCAUGCAUAACCCCGUGGUCCUCAGUUCCACUUCAGUGCAGGUCACAUGGACUGUGGACAAUCCAUCCCGGUUUAUUCAAGGCUACCGUGUCCUGUAUCGGCAGACGUCAGGACUGCCCGCCCCAGGACCGUGGCAGAUACAGGACUUAAAAGUCUCCCUGCAGAGGGACAUAACUCUUUUGGGACUGAAGAAAGGAAUCGUCUACGAGAUUAAAGUGCGGCCGUACUUUAAUGAGUUCCAGGGUGCAGACAGUGAAUCCAUGACUGCACGCACUAUGGAAGAAGCACCCAGUGCGCCCCCACAGCAAGUCGCGGUGUUGCCUGUUGGGACCAGCAAUAGCACCUCCAUCAGCGUGUCAUGGGACCCUCCGCCCGCCGACCAACAGAACGGCAUCAUCCAGGAAUACAAGAUCUGGUGUUUGGCAAACGAAAGCCGCUUCCAUGUCAAUAAGUCUGUGGAUGCAACCAUCCGUUCAGUGGUUGUCGGGGGUCUGCAGGCUGGGGUGCAGUACCGCGUGGAGGUGGCUGCAGGCACCAGCGCAGGAGUGGGGGUCAGGAGCGCCCCCCAGCUCAUCACCUUGGGUGCAGAGCAGAGGGACGUCAUGACGGGGUCGGAGGGCACCAACAGCAUCUCAGACGUGGUGAAACAGCCGGCCUUCAUUGCCGGCCUGGGCGGAGCCUGCUGGAUCGUGCUGAUGGGCUUCAGCGCGUGGCUGUACUGGAGGAGGAAGAAGAGGAAAGGACUCAGCAACUACGCAGUCCAGUCCUUCACUUUCACCCGUGCAGUCACAUUCCAGAGGGACCGGGGCCUAAUCAGAAAUGGAAGUCGUCCAGGGCUGCUGAAGGCGGGUGACCCCGGUCUACCCUGGCUGGCGGACUCGUGGCCCUCCACCAGCCUCCCGGCAAACGGAGGAUUGGGGAGUCCGAAGGGCGGCCCUAACUUUGGCCGAGGAGACGUAUUACCGUCGGCAGCGGUGGAGAAGACGGGCACCAUGCUGUCGGACGGUGCCAUCUACAGCAGCAUUGACUUCAUGGGCAAGGGGGGCUACGGCAGCCCCGUCCAAGACAGCCAGCCCACCCCCUACGCCACCACCCAGAUACUCCAGUCCAACAGCUUCCACGAGCUGGCUGUGGACAGGCCAGAUCCCCGCUGGAAGGCUUCUCUGCAGGCCCAGCAGGAAAUAGCCAACCUGGGCUACUCGCUAACGGAUAGACGUCCUGCCACCGGUGCAAAGCUCGGAAGGAAAAAGAAGGUGAAGGGUGGAACAAAGAGCUCUAAAUCAAAUGGGACAUGUUGGGCUAACAUGCCCCUGCCUCCGCCCCCCAUGCAUCCUCUGCCUGGUACCGAAGUUGACCUUGACCGUUACCCUCAGGAAAGCCACGGAGGAGGAUAUGACAACAACAGUUGGGCCCCACCUCUCUCCUACCGCCACCAGAGUUUGGACGAUGAAGUAGAAGAGGAGAGAGGUCCCACUCCUCCUUUAAGAGGAAGGACGUCCUCGCCGGCGACAGCAGCAGCUCCUUACAAGCAGCCAUCAUCGUCCUCGCUCAGCUCCGCCCACCAUGAGGAAAUGCAGUCUAUUCUGCAGGCCCAUUUGGAUGAGCUAACCAGAGCUUACCAGUAUGAAGUCGCCAAACAAGCCUGGCACAUGAAGAGCAAUUCAAGCAUGGCCAACAACGCCAUCACUCCCAUGGACUUCAUGUCUUCUACGCUGGGCUCUGACUUGGGAGACACUCGCCUCUCUGAAGAUGAGGAGGAGGAAGAACGAUACGCUGUGGUGUCGAAGAAUUUAUGCGGCUUUGAUUACUCUCCUGGACAUACAUUGGAUAAUCUUGAGGUCUCAGGUAAAGGCUCUCAGUUGUGUCGCUCAGACGGCUCUGGGACAACAGAUCGUGGCCCGCAGAAUACACAUAGCCUUGGCCACAAGAGGGCGCAAAUCACUGGUCCCAAAUCCCAGACGACUAAGGUUGGGACACUGCCCAGAAGAAAAGACAAUAACACAGAAGCAGCCCACGCACCGGCAUUGAAGAGCCUUCACAGCAGCGCAUCCCGCAUGAACAGCUCAUGGGCGAGUACGGCUUCGGAUCCCUCUGAGGAGUGCAUGGUGACCGUUUCCACGCUGGAGCGGCAGCAUAUGACUUCCUGGGGCGCCACGCCGGCAUCCAACAGGGCCACGUUGAGUCAGGCGUCCCACAAGAGACCUGGCACAGAAGCCUCCCUCAGUGGCAAUCUUCUCACAAACAGCACAGAGAAGAGGGAUCACUAGUGCUUUGGACGCUUCUUUGCCUGCAGUUGCUGCCUGUCCCAGGACACCUUGUUUCUAAGUGCUUUGAGAGGUUGUUUCUCCGCGAAUGACUGGGAAUGAUGGGAAUGAUGUACGGGGGAAGCUGGGGAAGGAGACGGCAUGAAGAUGCCAAUGAACAUGUGGAGCUGUAAAUGUCAUGUACAGGACACAGACACCAGUCUCACAGUGUUUCCCUAAUCCCCCCCCCCCCCCCCCCAAACAUGCUAUAUGACCACUUCUACUAUCUAUCACUACUUGCUGUCCAACAAUUCACACAAAGGAAGAAAAUGCAAACAAAAUGACUCCAAGGACUUGCAUAAUGUGUAAAUAUAUUUUCUAUGUUCCUUUUCUUUUGCUUUGCUAUGCAAGCUUCUCUUGUCUCUGGUGAUUUAUGACAGUGGGUCAUUUUUCAUGCUUAUUUUGAUGACGCUACCGUAUUGUCGUACUUUGCACAGAGUGUUUUGGUGAAAAUAAGCACAAAUCCAGUGAAGAGCAGAAGCAUCGUGGCGAGGUUACUUAUUUACUGGGCGGCGCUGCCAUCCUUUCCAAAAACGUCCCGUAUGCGGAGCACUGGAUAGGGCGCCACGCAGCAACACUGACACUACGUGCUGUGACUUUUAUUAUGCAUUCUACUAAUGAUGACUCCUUGCAAAGGGUUACACUUCUAAGCAACACGUCACAGCAAAGACUUUGCUUUCACUGCCGCUUCUUUCAAGGAAACGUGCACUUUUUAAGGAAUGUUGUCCAUCAUCCGCAAUCCGUACGUGAGACAUGAACACACGUCUUUCUCUUUUCUGUGUCUUGUCAAGAUAUAAAAACAGAUCAAACGAGGCAGCUACAUCAUCGGACACACCUAUUCCACCCCCAAAAAGCCACCGAGGCUCCAUGUCCAGCAUGAGAUCUGCAUAUGAAGCAUAUUAUUGUUAUUAUUCUUAUCAACAUUCUUACAUCUAAGAACUACAUUACUGGUGUAGUGACACCUUAGUGACAGCUUACUCUGUUUUUUUGUUUUGGAGGCUAGGUGUAGCCUUCCUUUCUAUGUUGCUAUGGGACAUCAAUGCACCCAGGAAGGAAGUUGUACUAAAAUACUACACAUAUGACAUGUUAGCAUCCAUGUAGCUGUUACUACAUGCUUUUUGAAUAGCCGCCUUUCUGGGCCCAAUAGGUGUGUCCCAUGACGUGCAUUCAUUGGCUGCCUCCUUUCACCUGUUUUCAUAUCUUUACAACACACAGAGAAGAGAAGGACGUGUCUUCAUGUCUCACCUAAGGAUGGAGGAUGAUGGCCAACAUUCCAUAAAAGUACACAUUUACUUGAAAAACGAUGUUAAUAUAAUAUCAAUAUAUUUAUUCAUCUUACUUAUUCAUCUUCAAUUCAGUGGUAUGAUAUCGGUGCGGUAUCCCAACCACACAAAGGAAGCGGAGACCAAGUCGCACGUCUUGUUUGGCUGGCAGUGCUCUGGUUGGAACCAAAGUGGAAGCUGGCGCCCGUCUAUGACCAGUCGGUUCUAACUUUACCACCAAGCCACUAGGUGGCAGUAGUGACACAUGAGACAUUAGCUUCCACGAUACGGCCUUAACACUGCAUGAAGCCAGCUAUGGCAUGUCCAACACGCUACAGUGACAAACAGUUCUCCUUCCAUUUAGUGUGGAAGUGGUAAGUGUUUGCACUUGAUUUGCUCACCCGUACAGUACAGGUAAUCUGAUCUCAUUAGAGCUUUUUUUUAAUGAUUGGUUAUCAGAGCUAUUUUUAAUGUUAUCAGCUUCAUCAGUACUGUACACCCAUUAUGGCUUCUAAAGCAGACAGUCCGUGGUCUGGUUUGCAGACUGGAAAAGAUGAAUAUGGCUCCCUCACCGGGAAAGCUUGGACACCCUGACUUAAGGCAGUUGAACAGACAUGGAUGGCGAGUUUAAUGUUCCAUUCGAAUUUAGUAUCAUGAUGCCUGAUUGAGUAGGAUGAUACCUGAUUUAGUGUCAUGAUACCUGAUUCAGUAGGAUGAUACCGAUGGAAUGAUACUGAUUGAGUAGGAUGAUACCUGAUGUAGUACAAUGAUACCCAACUGAGUAUAAUGAUACCUGAUUUAGUAUAAUGAUACCUGAUUGAGAAGGAUGAUACUGAUCGAGUAUCAUGAUACCUGAUUUAGUAUCAUGAUACCUGAUUGAGAAGGAUGAUACUGAUCGAGUAUCAUGAUACCUGAUUGAGUAGGAUUGGAUAGGAUUAUACCUGAUUUAGUAUAAUGAUACCCGACUGAGUAUAAUGAUACCUGAUAUAGUAUCAUGAUACCUGAUUGACAAACAUGAUACCUGAUUGGGUAGAAUGAUACCCAACUGAGUAUAAUGAUACCUGAUAUAGUAUCAUGAUACCAGAUUCAGUAUCAUGAUACCUGAUUGGGUAGGAUGAUACCCAAGUGAGUAUACCUGAUUUAGUAUCAUGAUACCUGAUUGAAUAGGAUGAUACCUGAUUAUCAUGAUACCUGAUUGGAUAGGAUUAUACCUGAUUUAGUAUAAUGAUACCCGACCGAGUAUAAUGAUACCUGAUAUAGUAUCAUGAUACCUGAUUGACAAUCAUGAUACCUGAUUGGGUAGAAUGAUACCCAACUGAGUAUAAUGAUACCUGAUAUAGUAUCAUGAUACCAGAUUCAGUAUCAUGAUACCUGAUUGGAUAGGAUGAUACCCAACUGAGUAUACCUGAUUUAGUAUAAUACCCGAUUGAGUAUCAUGAUACCUGCUUCAGUUGGAUGAUACUGAUGAAGUAGGAUGAUACGCCAUUUAGUAUCAUGAUACCCGACUGAGUAUAAUGAUACCUGAUAUAGUAUCAUGAUACCUGAUUGAAUAUCAUGAUACCUGAUUGGGUAGGAUGAUACCCAACUGAAUAUAAUGAUGCCAGAUUUAGUAUCAUGAAACCUGAUUUAGUAUAAUACCUGAUUGAGUAUCAUGAUACCUGCUUGUGUCGGAUGAUACCUGAUUCAGUUGGAUGUUACUGAUGGGAUGAUACUGAUGAAGUAGGAUGAUACCUGAUUUAGUAUCAUGACACCCGACUGAGUAUAAUGAUACCUAAUGAGCUGGAAUAGAUGAAUAGAUGUCCUGCCAGUGCAGCGACAAGGAGCAGUGGAAGUGAUGAUGAUGAUGAUGAUUGUGUCGUCCAGUUGGAACUUUAGGAUGAUUUCCUACUAAAUUGUUCCAAGUUCAUGCUGCGUUAUCCGAUGGUUUAUUUGUGCGUUUGAAGCAUCAUCUUAACCGAGCCGUGUUGAUUUUAACGUUGCCAAAUCUGCCGUUUCUUCUUUUUGUUGUUUUUUUUUUUUUUAAUUGGGGAAACUUUGCUGUUUGUCCAUCUGAGCGGUUUGCUUUGAGAUGGUCUUGGUCUUUGUGGUCUUGGUUUGCCUCUGAGGAAUUUCACCUGCUGCAGCCGUUUGCCCUCAGGAAUAUGCAGACAAUUUCCUUUCAUGCAAAAAUAAAACGUGGAUGUGAAAAUCAA
Messenger RNA from Doryrhamphus excisus (bluestripe pipefish), 8054 nucleotides. RefSeq names its product roundabout homolog 2-like. Gene Ontology annotation, molecular function: protein binding. Lineage: Eukaryota; Metazoa; Chordata; Actinopteri; Syngnathiformes; Syngnathidae. The record is from RefSeq and is a predicted model, not a curated record.